UGGUGCUAUGGCUUUGCAGAAUGAUGUUUUAAUUAUAGCUAUUAUCAAACGAUUUCUGAAUUUAAGAUACUUAGAGAUUGGUCAUAAUGAUAUUGGUGAUGAGGUUAUUGAAGCACUCCAGCAUCUCGAACUUGAAUACUAUAAUAUUACCAGUACAACUAUCAGAGAAAUUGCUCGCUCAU
Messenger RNA from Funneliformis geosporum, 182 nucleotides. The record is from the annotation of a GenBank genome assembly. NCBI's taxonomy places the organism in Eukaryota, Fungi, Glomeromycota, Glomeromycetes, Glomerales, Glomeraceae.